CAUCACUGUCACGCGCGACCUGCUCUGCCACGGCGCUUUCGGAGUUCAGCGCGGAGGAACAGCACCUCCGGAUCUGCGCCUGCGAACACCCGCCGCUGCCUCCCAGGCGUUGCCGGCCGGCGCAGCUCCAGGCGCCCGGGUACCGGGACCGGCAACGAUGAGCCCCGAGGAGGCGGCGCAGCGGCCGCACGCCGUGCUCAUCCCGCAGCCGGCGCAGGGCCACGUCACGCCGAUGCUGCACCUCGCCAAGGCGCUGCACGCCAGGGGGUUCCACAUCACCUACGUCAACUCCGAGUACAACCACCGGCGCCUGCUCCGGUCCCGCGGCCCGGGGUCCCUCGCCGGCGCCGACGGCUUCCGCUUCGAGGCCGUGCCGGACGGCCUGCCGCCGUCCGAGAACGACGACGUCACGCAGGACAUCGCCGCGCUCUGCCUCUCCACCACCGAGCACAGCGCCGCGCCGUUCAGGGACCUGUUGGCGAGGCUGAACUCCACGCCCGGGAGCCCACCUAUCAUCUGCGUCGUAGCCGACGGCGUGAUGAGCUUCGCGCAGAGGGUCGCCGAGGAGAUGGGGAUCCUGGCCUUGGUCUUCUGGACCACGAGCGCCUGCGGCUUCAUGGGGUACCUUCACUUCGCCGAGCUCAUCAGACGAGCCUACGUGCCACUGAAAGACGAAAGUGACCUGACAAACGGGUACCUGGACACCGCAAUCGACUGGAUCCCCGGCAUGCCAGGCAUCCGUCUGAAGGACAUCCCCAGCUUCAUCAGGACGACGGACCGGGACGACGUGAUGCUCAACUUCGACGGCGGCGAGGCGCAGAACGCGCGCAAGGCCCGCGGGGUCAUCCUCAACACGUACGACGCGCUGGAGCAGGGCGUGGUGGACGCGCUGCGCCGCGAGUUCCCGCGCGUGUACACCGUCGGCCCGCUCGCCGCGUUCGCGAACGCCGCGCGGGGAGGCGAGCUGGACGCGAUCGGCGGGAACCUCUGGAAGGAGGACACCAGCUGCCUCCGGUGGCUGGACACCCAGCCGCCGGGCUCCGUCGUGUACGUCAACUUCGGCAGCAUCACGGUGAUGUCCCCCGCUCAGCUCGCCGAGUUCGCGUGGGGCCUGGCGGGCUGCGGCAGGCCGUUCCUGUGGGUCAUCAGGCCGGACCUCGUCUCCGGCGAGAACGCCAAGCUGCCGGAGGAGUUCGUCACGGACACCAAGGAAAGGGGCGUCCUCGCGAGCUGGUGCCCGCAGGAGCUGGUCCUCUCGCACCCGUCCGUCGGGCUGUUCCUGACGCACUGCGGGUGGAACUCCACGCUGGAGAGCAUAUGCGCCGGCGUGCCGAUGCUCUGCUGGCCCUUCUUCGCCGAGCAGCCGACGAACUGCCGGCACGUGUGCGCCAAGUGGGGGAUCGGGAUGGAGAUCGACAGCGACGUGAGGAGGGAGGGGGUGGCGCGGCUCUUGCGCGAGGCCAUGGACGGCGAGAGCGGCAAGGCGAUGAGGGUGAAGGCGAUUGUGUGGAAGGAGAAAGCUCGAGAAGCGGUGGAGGAAGGUGGAUCCUCGAGGGAAAACAUGGACCGCCUCGUCGAAUUCUUGCUCGCACGGAAUGAUGAUGAUUGUCGGAGUAUUUGUUCAUCGGGUGGCGGAGUUUACCCGUCUAAUUUCAGUGCAGGAUGAGUUUGGGGAGCUAAGAAGGGCUUAAAUCAAGAGACGCACGAAUACGAGAAAUACACAAGGGUUUAGAGUGGUUCGGACCGCCGGAGUCUAAAAUCCUACGUCCACUGUGUGUUGUAUUUCUUAUAGGUCCGUGGAAAGCUUGAGAGAAUUUCCGAGAACCUUAGUGCCUCUGGAACUUCGGAAAACUUGAUUUCUAACGUGCGCACCCUCCGUUUUA
Panicum hallii is the source of this 1883-nucleotide messenger RNA. RefSeq names its product 7-deoxyloganetin glucosyltransferase-like. Gene Ontology annotation, molecular function: UDP-glycosyltransferase activity. The transcript has 2 exons. The coding region runs from base 158 to 1666 and encodes 502 amino acids. The record is from RefSeq and is a predicted model, not a curated record. NCBI's taxonomy places the organism in Eukaryota, Viridiplantae, Streptophyta, Magnoliopsida, Poales, Poaceae.